GGCGCCCGCGUCUUCCGUCAAUCCUUAUCGUUCGUCACUCGAGUGGAAACAAACCGAGCGAGGGUGUAGUGUCGUAGGGAGAUCGGUCCGAGGGCGGUGAAAAUAAUGGGCCUUGUGCGUUAAUUCGGUCGAAAAGGGGCUUAAGAAAAGAACCGGUAGCAUCGAGCCACUAGAAGGAUGGCCGAUUUAACGCAGCGCUCGUUUCUAAUAGCCGCGUGCCUGUGGCUGGGCGUUGUCGGUCAGUACGAGUGGCAGCCUAAGGAUGCUUUCGACGAGAUUCGAAUCAAGAUGGACAAGGUCACGAUGGACAACUGCGGGACCCAACACCUCAGCGAUCUCUAUCUUCCCGAGGACUCCGUCUCUCAUCUGCCGGACAUCAAGGAUAUCAAUAUAAAUCCAGUCUUCCCGAACCGAACGGCCCUUUUGCACCUGCACAACAUGGCACUCAGCAGGUCGUUCUUUUGGAGCUACAUUUUACAGUCGCGGUUCAUUCGCCCGGCUAUAAACGACACCUACGAUCCUGGCAUGAUGUACUACUUCCUGUCGACCAUGGCAGACGUCUCCUCGAAUCCCUACAUCAACGCAUCGGCGAUAUAUUUCUCGCCAAACUCUUCGUUCUCCCCUUCGUAUCGAGGAUUCUUUAAUAAGACAAUGCCACGAUUUGCUCCGAGAACCUUUAGAGCGGAUGACUUUAACGACCCGAUACACUUGGAGCGUAUUUCUACUACGAAUACGUUUACUAUUCAAGACCUUGGAGCUUUUAAUUUAGAGUCCCGCAGUGACGAUUAUACUAGCGACUACUAUAGAAUUAACGAAUGGUAUAAGAAGUGGCUGCCGGACAAUGUUGAAAAACGACAUGACACGAAAACGACUUAUCGAGUUGAAAUUAGGUAUGCUAAUAAUACCAAUGAGAGUUUUUCAUUCCAUGGUCCACCUGGAGCUGAGGAAUAUCCUGGCCCGGUAAAAUGGACGAGACCUUAUUUUGAUUGUGGUCGAUCUAAUCGUUGGCUCAUUGCUGCCGUAGUUCCCAUUGCAGAUAUUUACCCACGCCAUACAGGUUUCAGACACAUUGAAUAUCCAAAGUAUACAGCUAUUUCGGUUAUGGAAAUGUAUUACGAGAGAAUAGAUAUAAAUCAGUGUCCAAAGGGUCAAGGAAAUAGUGGGCCUAAUAGAUUUGCUAACACUGCACGAUGUAAAAUAGACACAACCGAGUGCGAACCUAUACAUGGAUGGGGCUUUCGUAGAGGUGGGUAUCAAUGCAGGUGCAAACCAGGCUUCAGAUUGCCAAGGGUUGUUAGACGUCCUUAUCUCGGGGAAAUAAUAGAAAGAGCUACUCAAGAACAAUACUAUAAUGGAUUCGACUGUACUAAAAUUGGAUGGAUUCAGAAAGUCCCAGCUCAAUGGGAAAAAGCGCCACCAUAUAUUCGCGAGAGAUAUCUGGAACAGUAUCAUCGCUAUAGAACUAAUGUGAGUGGCUCGGAGUCGCUACACACAGACAAGAUAGAUAUCCAUCGAGUUCUUAAAUUUGUACUUGGUGUAAAUGAAAAAACCUGUUCCAAGUAUACCAAAGAAGAAUUAACGUUACACGGGGAUGUUAGUUUUGGUGCCGAAGAAUUCUUUGAGAACGAAGCGAAAAUGGCAACGAGACUGGCAAACUUUAUCAGCUCUUUUCUGCAAGUAUCGGACCCACAUAAGGUUUAUUCGGGCAAAAGAGUGGCGGAUAAACCUCUCACCGAAGAUCAGAUGAUCGGAGAGACAUUGUCACUAGUCAUGGGAAAUUCUCGAGUGCUGUCAGCUGGCACUUAUUGGGAUCGCAACAAAUUUACCAAUAGGACGUUCUUCGCACCAUACGCUUACAAACAACCCCUGGAUGUUCGUACAUUUAAAGUCGAAGAUUUAGCGAGGCUCAACGAUACCGACGAAGUCUACACGAAAGUCAGCUGGUUCCAGCUGCUUAAACAAAGAUGGGCCACCAAUUUCGAUGAUUUAGAAAAGUAUCACAUGAAAAUUAAGCUCAGGUACAACGAAACCGGUGAACACCUGAAGAGAUACGAGGACGACUACUUCAUCUCCUACAGGGCAGCAAACCUGAACCACGGCUACUGGACCACUCCUUACUUCGAUUGUAACGGCAGAGUGAAGAAAUGGUUAAUUACCUAUGCAUCCCCAUUUUUCGGCUGGGACGGCGUGAAAGAGAAACUGGAAUUCAAGGGCGUCGUGGCUGUUAGCAUGAACUUGCUUCAGCUGGACAUCAACCAGUGCGAGGAAAAGUUCUAUGUUCCCAACGCUUUCAAGGCGACGAACAAGUGUGACCAAAAGACUUCAUACUGCGUCCCGAUACUUGGCAGAGGCUUCGAGACCGGAGGGUACAAAUGCGAGUGCAAGCAAGGAUUCGAGUAUCCCUUCGAAGACCUGAUAACCUACUACGAUGGCCAGCUUGUCGAGGCAGAAUUUGGGAAUCUACUCGAGGACAAAGUAACGAGGUACGACAUGUUUAAAUGCCGAUUGGCUGGGGCAGCGUCGACGCAGGCAAAUGGUCUUCUACUCUUCUUGGUUCUGCUGCUGCUCUACGCGGCUCUUCGCAGAUAGAUAAGUCGACGUAUCUUAACACGAUAUUCUGCGAAUCUUGUUCAAAUUCCGUCCACAUAUGUACAAAGAGACAUUCUUAACGACGCAUGUCGACGAUGAGAUCGGUUUACGUUUAAGUCUCAUUGUUGGUAAGGCCAUUCCAAUAAUUUUUUUAAUUCAGUCUAUCGGUCAAGUUAAACAAUUCGGCGCAGCUGUAGGUUGUCGGGUAUCAGCUAGGAAUGUCCACGGAUUUAGUGGCAUUGACGUACAAUUGACAGUACAAUGAGUAUGUACCGUUUCGGUCGCAUCAUUUCAAUCAGGAAUGUUUUGUGCUUGAGCAGGUAAAAAUACGGUCUACUUUGUCCAUUCCGUUCUUAUUCCGUACGCAACAUUCUUAAUUUAUUUAUUGAGCUAGCGAAGACUUAUCGUAACCCCCUUAGGCAUAUCAAGAAAACAGAUCUAUUUAUCGAUGUACAUAUUGAACCCUAUUGGUUCAAUGGUUUUAGCAGAGUAAUUCCGUCCAACUUGUUUGAACUUAAGUGCCUUAAUUGUAACUACUGACGCGUCACACUGUCACCCGUUUGCGCGACUGAACGUAUUAACAAGUAUAUUAUUAUAUCAUAGUCUGUAAGCGCGAAAAGUUUGUACAUUUUAUACGAAACCAAACUGAGAGAGUUCAUAAAGAAGGAGAAAAUGUGA
This is a messenger RNA of Orussus abietinus, 3267 nucleotides long. RefSeq lists its product as uncharacterized. Bases 178 to 2589 code for a protein of 803 amino acids. The transcript is spliced from 12 exons. Lineage: Eukaryota; Metazoa; Arthropoda; Insecta; Hymenoptera; Orussidae. The record is from RefSeq and is a predicted model, not a curated record.